UCUCUCUCUUAAAUCUUACUCGGGAUUUUUUUCUCUCUCCGGAGAAACUCUCUCUGCUUCUCUCUCUCUCUCUCAACAGAGAGAACCUGCCUCUUGGAAGUUGGAAUGGACUACUCGCCCCCAGCGAGCCACACGAAUCCGGAGGCUGAGACGACCCCUCGGUCGGCCUCGUCCGUCAUCGCCCGAGCUCUCCGCCUCCUUCAAUCCGCUGACUCCGACUCCAAGCUCCAGGCAGCUCGCGAGAUUCGGCGCCUCACCAAGACCUCGCAGAGGUGUCGGCGCCAGCUCGCCGACGCUGUCAGACCCCUCGUCUCCAUGCUCCGUCUCGACUCGCCCGAGCUAAACGAGGCUGCUCUACUCGCUCUCCUCAACCUCGCCGUCAAGGAUGAGACGAAUAAGAUUAGUAUUGUGGACGCGGGUGCCCUCGGACCAAUUAUCAGCUUUCUCCAGUCAAUUAGUUCCGAACUCCAAGAGUAUGCAGCUGCAGCUUUGCUGACUCUAUCUGCUUCAACAGUUAACAAGCCUGUUAUAAGUUCUUCUGGAGCAAUCCCUCUGUUGGUGGGAAUUCUUGAAGGAGGGAGUCACCAGGCCAGGAUUGAUGCCUUGAUGGCCCUUUACAAUCUCUCUACACACCUUGAUAAUCUCAGCAUCAUUCUGGAAGCUCAACCUGUUCCUGCCAUAGUAGCCUUACUGAAGUCAUGUAGAAAAUCAUCGAAAGCUGCUGAAAAGUGCACUGCUCUUAUAGAAUCUUUAGUGAGUUAUGAGGAGGGCAGAACUGCAUUGACUUCAGAGGAGGGUGGAGUUUUCACUAUAGUGGACGUGUUAGAGAAUGGGUCCCUCCAAGGUCGGGAAUAUGCCGUGGGGACUCUGUUAACUAUGUGCCAAAGCGAUAGAUGUAAAUACAGAGUACCAAUCCUGGAAGAAGGGGUGAUCCCUGGUCUGCUUGAGCUUACUGUUCAAGGCACUCCCAAGUCUCAGGUAAAAGCUCGGACACUGUUGAUAUUGCUGAGGGACUCUCCAUAUCCACGGUCAGAGUGUCAGCCCGAUUCUUUAGAAAACAUCGUGUGCAAUAUCAUCUCUCACAUCAAUGGAGAUGACCAGUCCGAUAAAGCCAAGAAGAUGCUCGCAGAGAUGGUGCAGGUUAGCAUGGAACAGAGCUUGAGACAUUUACAGCAAAGGGCCCUGGUAUACCCGCCGGCUGAUAUGCCUCUUAACAGUUGCACUUCUGAAGUUUCCUCGAAGUGAUUUCUCUGCUCCUGUUGGUUGUCUGUGGAAAAUAUUCCAUUGUAGAAAUACUCAUUUAUAUAACAAAAAGAAGAAUAUGAAGAAGAGCAAAAGAAUAGCAGGGAGAAAGGAAUGCCAGUCCAGGCCGUCAUGGAGGUAUCAAGUGACUGGUUUCAAAUAAAUCGGGCGAAGUGUAUGAUGUGAAGAAAGAACAUAAUUGUUGUUUUUGUUUUUGAUUUUGUUUUUGGGGGUUCUUCUUCUGGGUAGCUUGCUUUGCUUGUAAAGAUGUCUUUCUGGAAAUGCUAAGCAGUUUGUAUAGUUUUUCAUUGCCUUAUUUU
Punica granatum (pomegranate) is the source of this 1562-nucleotide messenger RNA. Lineage: Eukaryota; Viridiplantae; Streptophyta; Magnoliopsida; Myrtales; Lythraceae. The record is from RefSeq and is a predicted model, not a curated record.